Saccostrea echinata is the source of this 884-nucleotide messenger RNA. RefSeq lists its product as uncharacterized. Lineage: Eukaryota; Metazoa; Mollusca; Bivalvia; Ostreida; Ostreidae. Gene Ontology annotation, molecular function: protein binding. The transcript is spliced from 4 exons. The record is from RefSeq and is a predicted model, not a curated record. The coding region runs from base 79 to 777 and encodes 232 amino acids.
CCUUGUCAAUCCCACAAUUCUCAAAUCUUUGAAAAAAGGCCCAUUAUGCAUAUGUGAUAAGUUAAAUUUAGAUACGACAUGAUAAGAAUGGGAAUUUUAAUUAUGGCAGUGUUCAACAUUUUAAUUAUAGAGAGUGCAAGACCUCAAACAGUUGAUAUGCUCAAGUCAUGUGGAAAGAACCUCCCAACAGAAAAUGCACUUCUUAUUGAAGUCAACGGUAAACGUGAAAUACACGGAGACAAAUGCACGUGCACUGUGAAGACGGAAAAGAAACGGCACUUUCUGAUAAAUAUUGAAAAGUUCACCCUUGGUAAAGGGGGAAAUUGUCCUCCGGAAAAACCACACCUUGACUUCUGCAUAAACAAGACUGAUUGUUUUGCUCAUGAAUGUGGCACCCUGAAGAAAUCAAAAUUUCUACCAAUAACUGCCAACAAUGUAUUUCAAAUACGGCUUCACUCAAAAAAGAUCACACCACAUGACGAAUUCCUGAUUGUAGCAACGUCAUUAUAUCAAGCUCCAUGUAAACCCAGAGACUGGAAAUGCUCUGCGACUGACAGUUACUGCAUCAACGGAACGCUGUUAUGUGAUGGUCACAAAAAUUGUCCCAACGGCGAAGAUGAAGAUAGAUGGCGCUGUCACCCGAAACAACCAAUGAACAUUUUCCUCAUGAUAUUCCUCGUCAUUUUCAUCUUACUCGUCAUUUUUAUCGGAAUGCCGUCCCUAGUUUUGUUGAAAAAAGUAAAUUGUAGCUUUCCCCUUCGAUAUGAAAGCAUCUGAGCGUAUUUGAUAUUUAUUAAAUUGAAUUUAGAAUACUUUUUUCUGACAUUUGUUGUAAAAAAGUGAAUAGUAUACUCAACAUAAAUACACCAAAUAAAUGUGCACCU